AUGACAUCCACGUUGCAGGCCCAAACGGGCGUCACUCAAACCGGUCCCGACGAGUUCGUUUCUUUGUCCCCACCGGCGAGAAUGGGAAACUUGCUUCCUAUUGCAUAUGGUGGUUGUUCGAUAGCUGUAGCUGUAAGCGCGGCUCUCGCAACGGUGCCCAAAUCAUUUGCCCUGUAUUCAGUUCUUGGGCAUUUCCUUGGUCCUGCCUCCACGACGCUGGACUUGCGUUGCAGGGUGUCAAGACUGCGCGAUACAAAGUCAUUCGUCACUCGUAAAGUUGAAGUCGUCCAAAUUCAUCCGGACGGGGUUGAGCGAAAGUGUCUUGAACUAGUUACCGACUCCCAUAUCCGGGAGAAAUCAUUGCUCACGUAUUCAAUCGCUCCCACGGACUCACACGGCAGGCCCGAGACAUGCCUGCCCUUGGCUGUACUUCGGGAACUGCAUGUUCAAGACGCCAGUGAGGCUUCCAAGAUUGAAGGAUUUGCGGCGCAAUUCUCUCUCAUGGAUCGUUUCUUCGAGACUAGAUUAGAUCCCAGCAGCGUCUCGGCCCAAAACAUUUGGGGCGCCGCAAAAGACACAAUCACCACUCAAGACCAACGGCACAUUACGGCAAAGACGUCGGCGGAGUGGUCAAGAACCAUACAGCCAAUGGAAUCAGCACAGGAAAAUUUGGCAGCGCUUGCGUUUCUCAUGGACAGUGGUCUCUCCUUCCUUCCACUUGCUCAUGACCAUCUCUGGCUAGAUGAUGUCGCGGCAUGCUCCUCACUCGACUUUGCGAUGCGUGUCUUUGUCUCGCACCUUGACCUCGGCCAAUGGCACCUCAAGGAGAGAACUACGGCCAGAGCUGGGGAAGGUCGAUCGUAUUCCGAAGGUAAAUUAUGGGACGACAAGGGCGACUUGGUUGCAAUCAUGAGUCAACAGUGUAUUUUGAGACCCAAGAAAGGACAAACAAGAUCUUCGCUCUAA
Molecule: messenger RNA, 966 nt
Organism: Pestalotiopsis fici W106-1
Lineage: Eukaryota; Fungi; Ascomycota; Sordariomycetes; Amphisphaeriales; Sporocadaceae
Exons: 1
Coding region: 1-966 (321 amino acids)
Biological process (GO): acyl-CoA metabolic process; fatty acid catabolic process
Cellular component (GO): peroxisomal matrix
Molecular function (GO): fatty acyl-CoA hydrolase activity
Source: RefSeq, a predicted model, not a curated record